Acytostelium subglobosum LB1 is the source of this 591-nucleotide messenger RNA. RefSeq lists its product as hypothetical. The transcript has a single exon. The coding region runs from base 1 to 591 and encodes 196 amino acids. NCBI's taxonomy places the organism in Eukaryota, Evosea, Eumycetozoa, Acytosteliales, Acytosteliaceae. The record is from RefSeq and is a predicted model, not a curated record.
AUGAUGUACAAGACAACACUGUUGGCAAUACUAUUGUGCAUCAUUGCUGCCACUGAUGCUCAGAACAACAAUGAAUACUUUUAUAGUCAAUGGUAUAACUCAUCAUCGUGCAGUCCAAGUGAACUGGGAGAGAUAGACAUUGUGAUGACAGACUACUGUUUGAUGGACUAUGACUAUCAUUCAUCACAGGUCAGCUGUCAGAGCGAUCAGCAGGCUGUGCGCGUCGACUUUGGCGACUCUGAAUGCAAGAACUCAAAGGACAAGGAGACCAUCACACUCAAUCAAUGCGACGAGAUGGGUGGCAACAGCAUGCAGGCCUCGUGCGCCAACUCUACACAAGUCGAACAGAUGAUCAAGGGCAUGACAGUGAUCUCCUUCUAUUCGCAAGGCUACUGUAGUGGCACUCUAUUCAAGAUGAUCGCAUCACCCGACACUGUCUGCUUUGACUACAUGAAGACCAACAUGAAGUGUGUCAAUGGUCUUCUCUAUCAAUCAAGUUGCAAGGACAAGCUAUGCGAUGAUUGUGGCGAAUUCCAACAAGUGGAACCCUUCUGUCUGCGACCUGAUGGCAUCUACUUUGGUUGUCCAUAA